This is a messenger RNA of Ostrinia furnacalis (Asian corn borer), 2803 nucleotides long. RefSeq names its product WD repeat-containing protein l(2)05287. Lineage: Eukaryota; Metazoa; Arthropoda; Insecta; Lepidoptera; Crambidae. The transcript is spliced from 11 exons. The record is from RefSeq and is a predicted model, not a curated record. Gene Ontology annotation, cellular component: small-subunit processome; nucleolus. Gene Ontology annotation, biological process: positive regulation of transcription by RNA polymerase I; positive regulation of rRNA processing; ribosome biogenesis. The coding region runs from base 92 to 2764 and encodes 890 amino acids. Gene Ontology annotation, molecular function: protein binding; RNA binding.
CGUUUAAAUUUUGAGGUUAUGUCAUGUGUUGUUGCUGUUGUCCCGGAGUGUUUUACUGAGUUUUAUGAAAUGUUAAUUUAAUAUCAGCAAAAUGGGUGUUAAAACGUUCAGUGACCAUAAUGCCGAACCCAAAUAUAACUUUCAUAGAAAGGCUGGCAGAAGUAUAAUUGAACGCCGUCCUCUUUUCUCACCGGAUGGAGAGUCUUUAGCAAUCAUAGUAGAAAAUAUAGUACGGGUGUACAACAUCCAAACCGGAGACAUUGUGCGAACACUUGAAACAGAAACUUCUGUAAAUGAAUUAGUAGGAAUUCAAUUCCCAGCAGAUGAAGACUAUAAUUUAUACUCGUGCUCGGAUUGCGGCUGUGUCACCACCUGGACGUGGGAGAAUGGAGCAGUGCUCAGGGAAACUAAACUAGAGCUUCCUAGUGGAACUAAAGUACUUACAUUUGACUUGUUAGAUAGCAAAGAAUGCUUCAUCACUGCUAUUGGUGGUUCAUAUAGAAAACUUCUUUACCUUGGAACAUACUCCGUGAAGACUGGCGAACUUAUUCAUGAAUAUAAAGAGACAAAAGCUAAUUACAAUGACAUACUCAGGGUUUCUCUGGGCUGGUGCCAAGGAGACCGGUUUGCAGCGAUUGCUAAUGGGACUAAAUGUCUGUUCAUACAAAAUCUCAGCCAGCCUCACAUUCAUUCAGAAAUAUUGAAUCACAACAAAUUCAGAAUAUUAGCAGUGGCAGCUCAUAGCUCGGAGAAUGCUGUUGCCAUAGUGGACACAAUUGGUAGAGUCACAGUCAUUCGAGGCAAUUUGUAUGAUCACACGAAAAUUGCAAGAGAAGUAAUGCACUGGCACUUCUUGCCUCCACUGGCAGUGUGUUUCUCCAAACAAGGAUCUUAUCUCUAUACAGGUGGAAUGGAAAAAGUACUUGUUAAAUGGACAAUUGGAAAUUUGAUAAAUAAAGCCAAUGAGAAAAUGUUCAUUCCUCGAUUGCCAGGGAUGGUGAGAUACAUAGCUGUAAAUGACACUCAUGCAGCCAUUACUCUCACAAAUAAUUCUGUGGUAAUAGCAAGCGUACAAAUGCGCGUAGUGUCGACAAUCUUAGAAUGCGGCGGGCUGUCACCAUUUGCACGAGCCAUAGGCACAUCCCUAUUGUACCACAGAUCUCUAGGCGCCCUACUGAUGGGAGGUCGCACUGGCCACUUGCAACUUUUGUCCACGACUACUGACAAAGUCCUGUAUAAUGUAGACAUAACAAUGAUGAAUAGCAUACCACCAGCGAGGCGAAACCUACUGCCUCUUGAGACAGAAGUGACUUGCGCAGCCAUAAGCGGUGACGGAAAGUGGCUGGUCACCUCCGAAUAUAGGAACGACGGCCUCAUGUACCCAGAAGAGAUGUUGAAAUUCUGGCACAUCCAAAAAAACAAUCCUACUUCACCAUUCAGACUGAAUACAUGCGUCAAUCUAUCCCAUGGCGGCUGCAAUGUGGUUGCGUUAGCUCUUAACAAAAGUGGGGAUUUUUGUAUAUCAGCUGGCACUGAUCAGAAAUUCCGCAUAUGGAAAAAAGAAACUCAAGGGAAGGCUUCGUGGAGCUGCCAAACCGCUUGUUACUAUUCGUCCGGUAUCGCUCAGUUCCUCGCGAGUAAUGUUCUCAACAGUUUCAAAAAUGGAGAAGAAUACACCCCGGGCGAAAUUGUACAGUUCCCUUAUCUAACGGAAAAUUCUAAAAACGAUGUAAUAAAGAAACUUUACAAUAUGCACAAAGAGCAGUCUUUGUUUGACGCGGAACUGUUCGAUUCCAACAUGAAGAAGAAUGGAGAUUUCGAUAUGGGAGGCGUAGCGAUUUCUCAAGAUGGGUCGUUAAUUGCGGCGUGGUUUGGGUGCAAGUUGACUCUGUGGGACACACACCUUUGUAGUUUGCGAACUACUUUGUCUCAUCCUGCGCUUCGGCCGAAAGGCGUUCACGUGCUAUUUGGAAACCAAGACGCAGCCCAUUAUUUGGUGUGCACAACUGAAAAGUGCCUAGCUGUAUGGAGUUUACUUUCUUUAACUGUGAAAUGGUUGGUUCAACUGAACCCUACAUAUCUUGCUGCAGAUCCAUUCUCCAACAAAAUGGCAAUAACAACGUCCAGUAACGACAUUUACGUAUUCACACCACACAAUUCUAAGCCGAUUCUAACAAGAAAAAGCUUGUUAAAUCCGAAAACCGGUGUGUUCAAGUUGUGUACAUUCGGAGCUACAUCAAUUCAUAACAUUACACUUUAUGUUAUGAGAAAUGACUCUGAAGUGUACUGCCUAGAGCCUGAGGACAAAGAAGAGAGCCGUCUCGAAGUGAUGACGCGCCGCAGCCUACCCGCAUCUACCUUCAGCACGCUGCUGGCCGAACAACAGCUGUCCGACGUGCGAGCGGCCGCGCCCGUCGACUCGCAGCCCUUGGAUCUUAACACAGGACACGAAGCCCUGUCCCAGCUUCUGAUAGCAUCACCGCACAUGUGCCCACCAGUAAGUUUACUAUGCACAUCGUUCUUACAAAGCCUUUCCGGCCAAGAACAACCAGAGGAAUCUACGGAGGAUCAAGACGAGAAAAUGGACGUGGAGUCAAACUCGAGUGACGACGAAGACGCGCCCAAACUUAACGGACCAUACGCCCCUAAAGUCACGCAGUUGUGGACACCAAAUUAUGAGGGUGUGAAAGAGAAGAGACUAAAAAAAAUCGUGAAAGAACCAUUUUUAGAUUUACACACGACAGAGGCCAUGUUCGGCGUUUAAUGUAAGUGACUUUAUUUUAAUAAAUAUGUUAAUAUUUUA